AGUGGAGACACCCCAGCCUCUCGGGGGGUGCAGUGGACCCAGGAAGGGGCACCUGCCCGGCAGAUGCGAGGCCACAGGAACCACUCGCGGCUGAAAUCCAGAUGUGCUUCUCUGGGCAACGUCCAUCACCGCCAGGCACAGAUGGCGCACGGUGCACACUGCCGAGGGGGCCGGACACCACAGUCACCAGACAGCCGGGGCCGAACCGCUGAGGGCCGCACCCGGGACAGAUGGACGUACGGGCCCAUCGGGGCCCUCAUCAACGUCAGCUUUCCCGGAGCAAAGGGUGGGAGAACGGCCGAGGGCGAGCCCUCAUGGGCGUGGGUCUUGAGAAGUGGCUAUUUGCAGAGACAGGCUCUUCCUGGGCUUCCCGUCUCCACCCGAGUGGGUGCCUGCUGGUGGCAACACCAUCCAGGCAGGGACUCAGGGUUCUUGGGACCUGGAUUUAUUGACCUGCUCAGAGAGGAGCCCAGUGGCCGUGCAGAUGGGAAGGCAGCUGCUCAGAAAACAGGGCGUCUUUAUUUGUUCCCGACUUUCCUAGGCAACAAAUUACCAGAGGCCGCCGACUCGUUUGGGGAAAUUGCUUCUGGGAACAGUGUUAUUUUUACCUCCGUCUUGCAAUCCUCUCACCCACCCGGCACCCCACCGCCCAGCGCACGCAAGCCAAGUCCCGGAGCUGCCAUGCUCGUCUGUGAGGAAACGCUGGAGCUGGGUCCCCAGGGCUGCCGGGGGUCCACGAGCCCCCAGGGCCAGGCCGUGAGCUUGGUCGGUGGGCCUAUGGCCGGAGGCUCCAGGCUGGGAGGGGCUGGCUGCACCAUGGGCCUGUUCAGAGUCCUCCAGGCCAGACGCCCCAGGGACGGCACCUGGGCUGACCCUCGAAGAUGCUCCAGGUGUGUAGAGGGCUCGGGCCUCACCAGGGCUGCCCUUGUGAGUCCAGGGCCAUCGGGGGUGGAGGAGGACACCAGGAGGGCAGGCUGCGUGCUUGUGGACUCCUGGAGGUCGUCCACCCACAGAAGCCGUGUUCUCAUUAUCAACACGCCCUCUGGCAGGACGCCCUGGAGCCAGGGCUCCCUCGGCAGCACCGGGCGCUACAACCAGACCUGGGCACCAGGCAGCCAGCAGCGGGGGCCGUGCUUGGAUGCAGCUCUAUGCGAGGAUUUUGUGCCAGAGCCUACUCCUGCCUUCUUUCAAUAUCCUCCACAAGCCUUCAGCAAAACCGAGGUUCGCGACUUGGGGAGGGGAGGCCUUUAUGCCUUUUCCAAGGAGGAGAAGGUAUCUGAGGCCCAGCGGUUAGAGGCCUACGAGACCCACGGCCUUGGCCUGAGUACAGGCCGACAGAACCCUGUGCCGUCCCCCUGCAAGCCUGGAUGCGUGUGCCAGGGCCUUGCGCUGGACGCAGAGGCCUGGCCGAGGCACCCUGGACGCAGGCCCUGUGCGGCCAAGGAGGCCUGCCUGGGCCCACCUGGCUGCACGGGGGAGCUGAGCCUCCCUGAGGAGAAAGGAAUCGCACCUGGGGCAGCAACAGCAGCUCCUGCCUGGGUCCCUCAUGGCCGCAUGAGCCGCUUCCUCGCUGUAAAGCUCUUCACCUAUGUAGCUAUGUAUCAAUGUAAACAGGAACGUAUCCUCCGCCUCUGCAUCUCUGGUGAAUCCGGGCGAUACGUGCGGCGCUCACGCUUCGGUAACUUUGCAGCGCUCAUGGUGAGUACGGGGGUCCCGGGGGUCCUGCAGCUGGGGGCUAGGCCGCUGCGGGGGGGCGGCCACCCGUUCGGGGACUCCCAGGCUGGAAAAGUUGUGGAAUGGCGAGCUGGUGACUGGGCUUCCGGGCUCAGUGCCGGGGAAAGAAGGUUCCUCAGCCAGUCGGAGCUGCAGACCUGGCCCUGGACACCUCACUGUGCAGGAAAGAAGGUUCCUCAGCCAGUCGGAGCUGCAGACCUGGCCCUGGACACCUCACCGUGCAGGAAAGAAGGUUCCUCAGCCAGUCGGAGCUGCAGACCUGGCCCCGGACACCUCACCCGCAGGGAGGAAGAUUCCUUCAGGCAGCUGGCAUUCCCCAGGUUUGAAGAGGUCACUUUCCCACCUCUCACUGCUGCAGAAAGGUUAACACCCUCUGUCCAUGGUGGACACUCUCUAGCCAGCCAGGGCCUCGUCUUGGCUGGACGGACAAGAAGUGUGGCCUUAGGAGGGAAGCAGGAGCUCUCGGGCCCCCUGGCUGCCUGCGUCCCGACACAGGAUCUGAAGACAGUGCUCUCCCUGCCCCGCUACCCAGGGGAGUUCCUGCACCCCGUGGUGUACGCGUGCACGGCCGUCAUGCUGCUCUGCCUCCUGGCCUCCUUCGUCACCUACAUCGUGCACCAGAGCGCCAUCCGCAUCAGCCGCAAGGGCCGGCACACGCUCCUGAAUUUCUGCUUCCACGCGGCCCUGACCUUCACUGUGUUCGCCGGCGGCAUCAAUCGCACCAAGUACCCCAUCCUGUGCCAGGCGGUGGGCAUCGUGCUGCACUAUUCUACACUGUCCACCAUGCUGUGGAUAGGAGUGACCGCCAGGAACAUCUACAAGCAGGUGACCAAGAAGGCCCUUCUGUGCCUGGACGCAGACCAGCCGUACCCCAGGCAGCCCCUGCUCAGGUUUUACCUCGUCAGCGGAGGGGUCCCCUUUAUCAUCUGUGGGGUCACGGCUGCCACGAACAUCAGGAAUUACGGGACAGAGGACGAGGACACGGCGUACUGCUGGAUGGCCUGGGAGCCCAGCCUGGGCGCCUUCUACGGCCCAGCCGCCAUCAUCACCCUGGUCACCUGUGUGUACUUCCUGGGCACCUACGUGCAGCUGCGGCGCCACCCAGGGCGCAGGUACGAGCUGCGCACACAGCCCGAGGAGCAGCGGCGGCUGGCGACACCCGAGGGCGGCCGUGGGAUCCGGCCAGGCACCCCACCCGCACACGAUGCCCCCGGCGCCUCCGUGCUGCAGAACGAGCACUCAUUCCAGGCACAGCUGCGCGCCGCCGCCUUCACGCUGUUCCUGUUCAUGGCCACGUGGGCCUUCGGGGCGCUGGCGGUGUCGCAGGGCCACUUCCUGGACAUGGUCUUCAGCUGCCUGUACGGCGCCUUCUGCGUGACCCUGGGACUCUUCGUGCUCAUCCACCACUGCGCCAAGCGUGAGGACGUGUGGCAGUGCUGGUGGGCAUGCUGCCCGCCCCGCAAGGACGCCCACCCCGCACUUGACGCCAACGGGGCCGCGCUGGGCCGCGCCGCCUGCCUGCACUCGCCGGGACUGGGCCAGCCACGGGGCUUCGUGCACCCACCGGGCCCCUGCAAGAUGACCAACCUGCAGGCCACGCAGGGCCACGCCAGUUGCCUGUCACCGGCCACCCCGUGCUGCGCCAAGAUGCACUGCGAGCCACUGACGGCGGACGAGGCGCACGUGCACCUGCAGGAGGAGGGCGCCUUCGGGCACGACCCCCACCUGCACGGGUGCCUUCAGGGCAGAACUAAGCCGCCCUACUUUAGCCGGCACCCAGCAGAGGAGCCCGAGUACGCCUACCACGUCCCAUCCAGCCUGGAUGGCAGCCCCCGCAGCUCGCGCACAGACAGCCCCCCCAGCUCUCUGGAUGGCCCGGCGGGGACACACACGCUGGCCUGCUGCACCCAGGGCGACCCCUUCCCCAUGGUCACCCAGCCCGAGGGCAGUGAUGGGAGCCCUGCCCUCUACAGCUGCCCCACGCAGCCGGGCAGGGAGGCAGCUCUCGGGCCCGGCCACUUGGAGAUGCUGCGGAGGACACAGUCCCUGCCCUUUGGCGGCCCCAGCCAGAACGGGCUGCCCAAGGGUAACUUGCUAGAAGGCCUGCCGUUUGGCACCGACGGGACCGGCAACAUCCGAACGGGACCCUGGAAAAACGAAACUACUGUGUAGAUGGGGCAGAGGACACGGUGUUCCUGGAGGAGCUUCAGAGCAGAGUGGGGGGCCCAUCUGCCACAUGAGGUCACUGGGGGCACCGAAGUGACUCUACCUUUCAGAAGCAGUUCACACCCCUGCCCCCUUCCUUGUGAAAGACCUCAGCGGGGAAACGCUCUGGGCCAUGCCCACUCCCCUUAUCCCAAUUCCGCGUGCUGGUCCCCGCACACGGUCAUCCGGUUUCUGUCCUGUGGUCUCCAGUCCUGGGGCACCCCAGAGGCAGAGCAGCGGAUUCCAUCAAAGGACCCACCGAGACCCCAGCAUGGCCCUGCCCGAGAUGCCCUGCUGCCCACGGAGUCCUGGCUUCCCCUGGUGUGGCCGGGCAGGGCCGAGAUCGCAGGAGGGGGCUGCCCUGACCUUUCCCAGUGUUCAAUGUGUGUGUCUUGCGUUCUACUCCAGGGGUGGUGGCGGCAGGUCUGUCCCCAGCAUUCUCGCUCUGGGCAGAACCCUCGGGACCCUCCGCUGUCCUGUGUCUGAGCCGCCCCUGCAGAUUCACAGGGCCCCUGCACACCUCUGCCCACUCAGUGUGCCCUGUGAGCCCUGUCCUUGUCGUAGCCCCAGCCCUGCAGGGCUGAGAGCACCACAGAUGCUGGAGGCUGCUCUGGACUUUGGGGAUGGCUGUCAGCCUCAGAGGGCCAAUGGGGGGCUUUCACGGGCCCAAGCCUUGGGAAAAUGCCCAGACAUCCUUUAGUGAAGACUCGACUUCCAAAACCAGCCACCGCUGGGACUGGAUUCCACUCCAGUAUAGGCACUUAGCAACACGAAGGUUUAUUCCAAAAAGAAAAGGGGCUGACAGACGGGAGAUUCUCAUGGACAAAAUCCCUUUCCCUUUUUCUCAUCUCCAUGAACAUCUGGGCACCAAGCCCUGACUCAAAGGACAGAUGUGGAUGACAACAAGCCUUCUGUGAAAGCAAGUGGCCCGUCCCUAGAUGGGAGGGAGUCCAGAGGGUCAUGGGUGUGAAACUGUGCACAGCUUUCCCUCUCUCCCUCUUCCUCCUUGUCUGUGACACGUGUGCACCCACACAUACACACACACACACAAACACGUGCAUAUCACACACAUGCACACACAAACACGUGCAUAUCACACACACGCACACACACGCACACAAACGUGCAUAUCACACACACACGCACACACAAACACGUGCAUAUCACACACGUGCAUAUCACACACAUACACACAAACACAUGUGCACACAUACUUAACACACACUUGCACCUGCUAUGCACAUGUGCGCACACACAUAGUAGUGUGUUUUCCAGCCACCCACACACCGGGUUUUCAUUGGAGAUUGUUUCACCCUGCAAACGUCAACGUCAGCAGACUCAUCGGUGCACUCUGCUAUCCGGUUGGGAGGUCUCACCAGGAGCAGAGCCUCCCUAACGUGCACCUCCGAGAAGAGGGGUGUCGGGGAGCGUUCCCAGCACCUGCUCAGUGGAAGGGCUUUCCGGAGACUGGCACUCAGUAUCUGAGUAUGAGGAGCCUCACUUCCCGGGGUGUCGGUAAACUUGACCGUGACUCAGUAACCCACAGCGUGCUUCUCCCAGCAAACCCCGUGUGUCCUUACAGGUCGACCAGACCGGCCGUCGGAGGACCGUCAGGUGGCUCUGCCUCUGCCUCACCUUCUCACCUGCUUCCAUAGUUGAUGUGAACCCGAAUCCCCACGCUGUGCUGUGUACACACUGUAGGUGCAGAACCGUCCACACAAAAAUACAGUCUUGGCAUUGUUUGUUCUUUGUGAGGCUGGUUAAUAGCAUCCCCGUGUGUUUUUCUCACCCUCGAUGGGGGUAGAGGGGCACCUGAGUGUGUGGCCCCCGUCUGUGUCCUGGAUCCCGGGGCAGGGCUGCUCUCCCUGGCCCCUCCAGCCCCUCAUGAACUUUCUGCCCUCGGUGCCCCUGGCUGAGCAGAGAGGCUUCCCACCAUUCAACCAAAGAAAGUCAACAUUGAACAUUAAACCUCUGUGUGUUUCUAUACUGA
Molecule: messenger RNA, 5929 nt
Organism: Gorilla gorilla gorilla (western lowland gorilla)
Lineage: Eukaryota; Metazoa; Chordata; Mammalia; Primates; Hominidae
Gene: ADGRA1
Product: adhesion G protein-coupled receptor A1
Exons: 16
Coding region: 64-3906 (1280 amino acids)
Biological process (GO): cell surface receptor signaling pathway; G protein-coupled receptor signaling pathway
Cellular component (GO): glutamatergic synapse; plasma membrane; postsynaptic density
Molecular function (GO): G protein-coupled receptor activity
Source: RefSeq, a predicted model, not a curated record